This is a messenger RNA of Ictalurus punctatus (channel catfish), 2042 nucleotides long. It is a transcript of the gene vstm2lb, whose product is annotated as V-set and transmembrane domain containing 2 like. The transcript is spliced from 4 exons. The record is from RefSeq and is a predicted model, not a curated record. NCBI's taxonomy places the organism in Eukaryota, Metazoa, Chordata, Actinopteri, Siluriformes, Ictaluridae. Bases 270 to 1178 code for a protein of 302 amino acids.
CUGUUGAUGAUGUUCCUACGCCACACACUCUAACCACUCAGUAGGUCGUGAGGUCUGGAGAGAGCUGAGACGAGAAACUGAGUUUCUUCAGGCGGGGAAAAAAGCAAAGGCUGUGCGUUAACCUGUUUUCGGCGUCACUUGACACUUUCCUCUCUCAGGAACUUUGUCUUGUCAUUCUUUCUGAGGAGGAUAUAGUGCCUUUGGAAGGAGAGUAAAUCUGACACUUUCGCCGCCACAUGUGUGCGUGAACAAGCACAACUCUGGAUGAAAUGGGUCCGUUCGCAGCGCUGCUGUUGAUUUCACAUUACGCGGGACUUUUUCUUCAGCUGAACGCGACUGGGGAUGGGGAUGUGGAUCAAGAGGUGGACAGCCAUGUCUCUGGUAACGCGCUUUUCACAGAAGUUCCCCAUGACAUCAUCAGUCAGACUGGUCAGGAUGUGGAGAUGGCCUGCUCCUUCAGGGGCGCAGGCUCUUCUUCAGUCUCAUUGGAGAUCCAGUGGUGGUAUUUGCGGUACCAUAGGGAAUGGUCUGAGAAACCUACCUGGACAGCCAAUCAGGUUGUUCCCAUUGAGGAAUUGAGGAGGGAUGCUACUAAAAUAAGUGUGGUGAAAGUGGCUGGCAGCAACAUCUCUCACCGGCUUCGCCUGUCAAACGUUAAACCUUCAGACGAAGGCAUGUAUGAGUGUAGAGUGAUCGACUUCAGCAACAACCGCAUACAACACCACAGAGUGCGAGCUUACUUGCAGGUAAAACCACCAGGCCCUGACUCACAGCUCCACCAAGAGGAAAUCCUGCACAGUGAAGAGAAGAAUCUUCACCAUGGAAAACAUCAUUUGCACAAGGAGGACCGUCAGGUCAGAGCGAGAGAUAAGCACAACAGAGACCAAGAGCUGCAACAUGGAGACUAUAUGCUUCGUCAGAUUGAUCAUCACAAGAGUCAUCAUAGGCUUCAGGCAAAUGAAGGAGGGAAGAAGGACUCAUCUACUCUACAUCACGGAGAUCAUAUCCUAAGGGAGCAUCAACAUCACCAUGAAGGGAAAAACCAUCAGGUGAACAAACACAUACAGGCAAGCAAGAAGAGGGAAACAAAAAGUCACCAAUCAGAUGUGAAAGGGCAUAAAGAACAUGCUGCAGAAUUACAUUCCCAUGACUGUUCUACCAAUGACUGUGUGCUGUAGAGCAGUGCAGAGAAAAACAGGCAUACAAAAAGAGAAAAUAUGAAAAAGACUUUUCUAUUUGUUGCGAGAGACUGAGCAACUAGGUAGAACAGGAUGAAGGGAAAGUCAGUGAAAGGUGUGCAUGUAAAAGAAUCAUCAUAAGAAUGUUCAUUAAUUUCAAAGAGAAAUGUUGGAGUCUAUUUUGUACCAAAGUGUUAAACCAGCAGAAAUUAUCUGCAAGAAAAACAUUAACUAUUAAAAUACAAACAAUAAGAAUACAAUAAGACUAAAUCACUGAAAUAAGAUUAAUUUAAUUACAGUGUUUCAAAAGUUUUUUCAUGGGGGGUUGUAGAAGAAGGAAAAAGGUUUAAGUACUUCUUAGCAGACUAGAAUUUACUAGAGUGAUCUGGCAAAAUAUUUAAAAAGCACCAAUUAAUCAUUAAUCAUCAAUUAUCAGUUACUUUUGCAGUAGCCUAUAUAGAAAAAAGACAUAAGUAUAUGCUUUUGAAUUCUUUAUUCUGACUGGUCAGAAGGUGUUCAGGAAUAACACACUACAGAUUAUUAUGUGAAAAUAAUACACGCCGGGGUGGUGUGAUACAAGUGGAUUACUGAAGUGAAUUAUUUUCAUAUAUUAAACCACUGAGUGUGUGUGUGUGUGUGUGUGUGUGUGUGUGUGUGUGUAUCCACGUAUAACACAGCAGUUUGCCAGCAAUUACUAAUUUAUUUUAUUAAUUAAUUUAAGGUAUUAACAAACAGUGUAAUUUAUUAAUGAACAACACAUUGCAAUUUUUAAUGGCUUAUAGUUAGAUUAAUGUUGUGGAACGUCCAUGAGACAAAUUAGUUCCUCAACCCAUUGUUCAUGUUAGAGCUGGAAUUAUUGUGCUG